AUGGCACCAAAUUACAAUGAGAGCGAAAUCGCUAAAUUCACCCAAGUGGUACGCGACCAUUUACUCGAAAACAAGUUUUCCAAAUGGGUUUACAUCGCGGUUACCAUGACAAUCGAACAAGCCAGACACCUGGAAGGAGGCGACCUCUUUGCAUCCGAUCCUUGGCCCGGUCGCAUAUACACCGUUAAAGCUUGUAAAAACAAGUGGUAUUCCUUGGUGAAAAAAGGAGAGGUUGAAGAGGCUCAUGCUCCAGUGACUGAUGAGCUUGCAAUUCCUGAUUUGAUGCAUCAAGUUUGGGCCAAGGAAAAGGAAGAAGAAAUGCUCUCUAUCUUCUAUGGUACUGACUUUCCUGAAAUCCCAGAAGAUGUGUUCGAGGAGAUUGAAGCGGAGUUGGAACGUAAGAAGACAAUGCAAGCUCAGUGA
Messenger RNA from Botrytis porri, 423 nucleotides. RefSeq lists its product as uncharacterized. The coding region runs from base 1 to 423 and encodes 140 amino acids. The transcript has a single exon. The record is from RefSeq and is a predicted model, not a curated record. NCBI's taxonomy places the organism in Eukaryota, Fungi, Ascomycota, Leotiomycetes, Helotiales, Sclerotiniaceae.